CGAUUUUCCCUAGGAUUCCGCAACGUACGUGAAUAGGUUGAGGUCGCGAUUAUUCCCCACCGCAAAAUUCCUGAAAAUGUAGUAUUCCAGAUAAAUACAAGUGGUUUUCUUUGAGAACAGGAGAAAGGUGAAGUGAACAGGGUAACAAGAUGGCAGAGCCAGGUAAAUUGGACUUAGACAGUGCACUGCAUGAAUUGGGAAUGCUCAGUGCUGUCACUAAUAGUAGAAAGGAAUAUUUGAAAGAGAAAGAAUCAAAAAAUGAUACUUGUAAAACUUCCAAACAUGGAUUUACAGUUGUUCAGAUGAACUCAGCAUUUGUUACGCGACUACAGCCAGUAAAGUCGCUUCCAACAUCAUGGAAAAGCCUCACCGAUAUUCCAUCACACAAGUUUGAUGAAGAAACAGACAAAAGUAGAAGAGCCUCCUAUCCUCUUCCCACUGGUAGUGAUUUCUAUAUUAGUCACCAUCGUGUGGCAAAAAUGCACAGAUCGCGUGUUAGAUUUCGCAAACCAUACACAGUUCCCAAAAAGAGGGCCUGCAUAAGAAGAUGUAGCGAGAGUGAUGAAGUAAUAACUUCUAAGGUUGACAAUGGUAACCAAGGAGAAGGGAAAGAGAAGAUAAAAUUUGCUAAACGUCCUGUGAGAAAAAUCAAGAGAUCCAAAUCCCUGGACGAUCUUUGUCUUACUAAAUUGCACAUUGAUGAGAAUGGUACAACACAGAGAAAAGACAUUGAGAAAAUAGCACUGAACUUGAUGAAUUUAACAGUGUCAUAGCAAAAAUAGUUUAUUUAGUUGCAGAUCUACUGUAUCUCUUUAAAUAUGUUUAUAUUCAAAUACUGUAGAAUACUUUAUUUUCGCUUGGAAUUUAUUUUCGCUAUUUUCGCUGAAAGGAUGAUUCCGGGAAAAUAAAUUCCAGCGAAUAUACUUUUUUCCCUAUAUUUCACAUUCAACUCGUCAAAAAUCAGUGAAAAUAAAUUCCAUACAAAACACCCUAAAUGCCU
Saccoglossus kowalevskii is the source of this 1000-nucleotide messenger RNA. RefSeq lists its product as uncharacterized. The record is from RefSeq and is a predicted model, not a curated record. Lineage: Eukaryota; Metazoa; Hemichordata; Enteropneusta; Harrimaniidae.